Molecule: messenger RNA, 2990 nt
Organism: Falco peregrinus (peregrine falcon)
Lineage: Eukaryota; Metazoa; Chordata; Aves; Falconiformes; Falconidae
Gene: QRICH2
Product: glutamine rich 2
Exons: 16
Coding region: 202-2934 (910 amino acids)
Source: RefSeq, a predicted model, not a curated record
GCGCUGACCUCUGGGGGAGCACCCGUAGCCCCUUCCCCUCCCCUCCCCUCCCCUCCCUCCCGCCCCUAUCUGCCUCACUUUUGCUGGGGGUCGGUUGCUUUGCGGGCUAGGGGGGAGUGGGAGUGGGGGGAAGGCUGCUGCCUCUGCCAGAUUCCCCCCAGGCCAGGCGCUAUGGCGAGAUCGUAGACGCUGCUGGCGGAGAUGGCCUCGCUCAGCCUGCCCCAGCUGCUGGAGCUCGCCGUUGUGAACUCCAAAGGCACGACCGUGAACUACGAUGCACUGCACAGGCUGCUGGAGGGCAUCCUCAGGGGCCUGGGCCUGUGUGAGCUGCCUGGGCAGCAGCAGGGGCUCAGCCCAACGCAGCCGGAGGGGGCCCAGCCUGCCGAGGCCCCCCCCGGGCUGGAGGAGGCGGCAGGUGGGACCCAGGCCCGGUCCAAGGGCCAGGAGUUGCCGGAGCACCUGCUGCAGAAGACCACCAGCAGCCCCCGGGUCGCCUCUGCAGCCGCUGAUGUGAAGGAGGCGGAGGAAGGCGGUGUGAGCGGCGUCUCCAAGGUCCUGGUGCUCUUCUUGAAUCUCCUGGAGGAGAUCAGCAGGGUGAAGGUGGCGGAGGACAUCAGGAUGAUCCAGAAGGCACUUGGCUUGGAGGGCACUGGGGGCCAGUCUGCCCCUGCUGAGCCCCAGGCUUCAGCUGUGGACACGCUGCAUGGAGCGAGCUCAGCGCUGGGGCCGAAGGAGCCCCGGACACAGCCUGCCCCCAGCACCACCAAGGGGAGCCCUCAGAAGUGGGCAGGCGCUCCCUCUGAUCAAGCAAGGACUUCUGAUGGGAGCACCACCUCCCCGGGGACACAGCCAGAGUCCCCUGGGAUCCAGGCCACUCUUGCAGGGGUGCAACCAGAGGCCUCCAGCACCCAGACCGCCUCCUUGGAGAUGCAGGGGACCCAGGGCAGAGGAGCAGAGGUUCAGCCAGGCCCCCUCUGCACGGACCCCAGCCCUCAGAGUGCGAAGGAGGUGUCCCCUGAGGCCACUGACCCUGCUCAGGGGAUGCAAGUUGAUGCUGCAGGUCCUGUGGCUGCACCCAGCAUGCAGCCUGCCAGGGCCGCACAGCCAGCCCCAGAGACCUCCUGGGCAACAGCCCAGGGCUUAGAGAUGCCCCUCAACGUUGUGUCCCCCUUGCAAGAGCCAGCGAUGGGUUCACACUCUGACCACUCUGCGGACACAGCAGAGGCUCUACGCCAGGUUGGACAGCUGGGCCUCCUCUACACAAGCCUGAAGGAGCAGGUGGCCCAGCUGGAAGCCACCAAGGCAGGACAUGGAGAGGUUGAGAAGCUGAGCCUGCUCUUCCUGAAGGAAGGCAAGGAGAGUAUCAGCAGCGUCCUGGCGGACCUCCAGGACCAGAAGUCCUCCCUGCAGGGGCUGGCUGGUGACCUGCAGGGCGAGAAGGGGAAGAUCAGGCAGCUGGAGGAUGUGCUUCAAAAGCUGCAGGAGGCUGGAUCUGCCUGCCAAGAGGAUGACAAGGAGACUACACUGCACCUGGAGACCAUGGUGCGGGAGCUACAGCAGGAAAUGAGGGAGCUGAGGGAGCAGCAGCUCACAAGCAAGGCCAUGUUGGAGCAGAGGGUGACAGAGGUGGCUGCCCAGCUGCAGGAGCAGCUGGACAAGCUGAAGGCGAUGGAGAGGGGCGUGGGGCAGGAGCAGGCAGUGUGCCCCGACUGCAACAUGAACGCCAGUGGGCAGCUGGGGCAGCUCCUGCAGUGCUACAAGAAGCUCCAGGAGCAGGUGAACUCCAUGUCACAGCAGGCAGUGGGCAAGGUGGCGCAGCAGCUGCCGGGGAGGAGCCAGCAGGACAAGGGGCUGCUGGAGCUCAUCCAGGCCAAUGUCAAACAGACGCAAGAGGACUGUGACAGACUGAGCCAUGUCACAGGGAAUCUCGUAGCUGACUGUCAGCGGAAGCAGGGAGACCUAGAGGUUCUGUUCCAGUCUGUGGAAAGACUGCAGAGGGACAAAGCUGCGAAGGAAGACCUGGCGCUGGAACUGGAAGUGAAAGCAGACAAAGCUGCCCUGGCCGGCAAAGUCAACUGCACACAGUUUGAGUCCAACAUAGAGCGACUGUACGAGACCAUAGAGGAGAUGCGGAGCCAGGUGACGGGCCAGGGGCAGGGCUGGCAGCAGGUCCAGCAGCAGCUCAGUGAGCUCCGUGAAGAGAUGGACUCCAAGCUGGACCGCCUGGAGCUGGGGCCUUUCCAGCAGGAGCUAGAGAACUGGAAGAGAAGCCUGAAGCAGUUCAAGGAGAGGCUACUGGCGAUGCCUGACAGCGGAGCUGGGAUUAAGAAGCAGCUGCUGGUCCCGUUUAGCUGCCUGUCCUGUGACCGGCCCCUCAGCAUGCUCGUGCCUGGCCUAACGAACCCUACGCUGCCACUGCUGCCACCACUGCCCCCCUGCCCCGCUGCGUACCCCCAUACCGCUGUCAAGGCAGAGGGAACUCAACAGCAGAAACACAGAGAGCAGAAGCCUGAACGCCAGUACCCCACUGUGCCGCGGCAGCAUGGUGGCCAGCACACCCUCGGUGCCCCGCUGCAGCGCAGCUCCACGCUCCAGCCUCACCCGCCCAGCACCCUGCGGCUGCACAAGUCCCACACCCAGCUCCCCAUCCAGGUAGGGAUGACAAAGCUCGGUGACGAAGUGGAGCUGGUGGGCCGGGAUGGCCGCAUCUACAAGGGCCGGCGGCCUCUACUCGUGGACAAGGAGGGCACCGCCACCUCACCUGAGCAGAAGCCAGCAAUACCCUACAGCCAGCCGGGCCAGGCAGCACCGGGAAUCUUCAUCCAGCCCCUUCACCACAAGUCCAGCAGCAUGCCAGCUGAGUGGGACUUGGGGUUCCUGGGCAAACCCACCCCCUCGAGCAGGAGCGCGAGCAGUCACAGGCAACAGCACUAAAGGAGGACAGAUAGCAGGGUGCCUGUGGCGCCUGAGGGCACUGGCUGGGGGGUGGC